Messenger RNA from Micropterus salmoides (largemouth bass), 3634 nucleotides. Its product is annotated as transmembrane protease serine 9-like. The record is from RefSeq and is a predicted model, not a curated record. The transcript has 15 exons. Gene Ontology annotation, biological process: proteolysis. The coding region runs from base 50 to 2617 and encodes 855 amino acids. Gene Ontology annotation, molecular function: serine-type endopeptidase activity. Lineage: Eukaryota; Metazoa; Chordata; Actinopteri; Centrarchiformes; Centrarchidae.
AAGAAGGGUAUUAAAGCAGGUGCAUUUCUGAUGAUAUGGACUUGCAGCGAUGGCUUUCUACAAAGUGAUCUGUGUGGCAACUCUGCUGACUCUCCUGACACAAGAGUCUCACUCACAACUAAGUGUGUGCGGUAAGCCAACACUCAACACCAAGAUUGUUGGAGGACAGGUGGCCACUCCAGGCAGCUGGCCCUGGCAGGCCAGUCUGCGAACCUCUGGGUCCCACUUCUGUGCAGGAACCCUCAUUAACAAUCAAUGGGUGAUGACUGCUGCUCAGUGCUGCGCAAGAUCAGGCGUAAGCACGAGCACUCUGACUGUGUAUCUGGGUCUCCAGAGUCUAAAGGGAUCAAACCCCAAUCAAGUGUCUCGGACAGUAUCACAGAUCAUCGUUCAUCCCAACUUUAACUCUAGAACUUUUGACAACGACAUCUGCCUCCUGAAGCUCUCCUCUCCGGUGACUUUCACCACCUACAUUCAGCCCGUCUGUCUGGCAGCCACAGGCAGCACCUUCUACAAGGGGACUGUCUCCUGGGCCACCGGCUGGGGCAAUGUUGGAACUGGAGUGUCCCUUCCUUUCCCACAGAACCUAAUGGAGGUGCAGCUGCCGAUUGUUGGAAACAGAGAGUGUACCUGUAACUACGGAGUGAGCUUGAUCACAAACAACAAGAUGUGCACUGGGUUCAGUGCUGGAGGAAAGGACAUCUGUCAGGGGGAUGGAGGAGGUCCGCUGGUGAGCAAGCAGGGCGGUCGCUGGAUCCAGGCGGGAAUCGUGAGUUUUUCCAGUAGUAAGGGCUGUGCCCAGCCUAAAAUUCCAUCAGGCUACACCCGGGUAUCCCAGUAUCAGUCCUGGAUCAACAGCCGGAUCACCAGCAACCAGCCAGGCUUCAUCACCUUUACCUCCGCUGGGACUGACGGUGACCUCAGCAUAAGCUGUCCUACCACCCCACCAACAGCAGCCCAAGUGUGUGGUCAGCCAAAACUCAACACCAGGAUUGUUGGAGGACAGGUGGCCUCUGCAGGCAGCUGGCCCUGGCAGGCCAGUCUGCAAACCUCUACAGGGUUCCACUUCUGUGGAGGAACCCUUAUUAACAAUGACUGGGUGAUGACUGCUGCUCAAUGCUGCUCAAGUUCAGGCGUAAGCACGAGCACUCUGGUUGUGUCUCUGGGUCUCCAGAGUCUACAGGGAUCAAACCCCAAUCAAGUGUCUCGGACAGUAUCACAGAUCAUCAUUCAUCCCAACUUUAACUCUGGAACUUUUGAAAACGACAUCUGCCUCCUGAAGCUCUCCUCACCCGUGACUUUCACCACCUACAUUCAGCCCGUCUGUCUGGCAGCCACAGGCAGCACCUUCUACAAGGGGACUGUCUCCUGGGCCACCGGCUGGGGCAAUGUUGGAUCUGGAGUGUCCCUUCCUUUCCCACAGAACCUAAUGGAGGUGCAGCUGCCGGUUGUAGGAAACAGAGAGUGUACCUGUAACUACGGAGUGAGCUUGAUCACAAACAACAAGAUGUGCACCGGGUUCAGUGCUGGAGGAAAGGACAUCUGUCAGGGGGAUGGAGGAGGUCCGCUGGUGAGCAAGCAGGGCGGUCGCUGGAUCCAGGCGGGAAUCGUGACUUUUACCAGUAGUAAGGGCUGUGCCCAGCCUAAUAUCCCAUCAGGCUACACCCGAGUGUCCCAGUAUCAGUCCUGGAUCAACAGCCAGAUCACCAGCAACCAGCCAGGCUUCAUCACCUUUACCUCCUCUGGGACUGACGGUGACCUCAGCAUAAGCUGUCCUACCAACCCACCACCAGCAGCCCAAGUGUGUGGUCAGCCAACACUCAACACCAAGAUUGUUGGAGGACAGGUGGCCUCUGCAGGCAGCUGGCCCUGGCAGGCCAGUCUGCAAGACACUACAGGGUUCCACUUCUGUGGAGGAACCCUCAUUAACAAUGAAUGGGUGAUGACUGCUGCUCACUGCUGUGACGGAUCCACCACAAGCGAUCUGGUUGUGUCUCUGGGUCGUCAGACUCAACAGGGAUCAAACCCCAACCAAGUGUCUCGUACAGUAUCACAGAUCAUCAGUCAUCCCAACUAUAACUCUAAAACUCUUGUCAACGACAUCUGCCUCCUGAAGCUCUCCUCACCGGUGACUUUCACUUCCUACAUCCUGCCCGUCUGCCUGGCAGCCCCAGGCAGCACCUUCUACAAGGACACUGUAGCCUGGGUCACCGGCUGGGGCAGGAUUGGAUUUGGAGUGGACCUUCCAUCCCCAGGAAACCUAAUGGAGGUGAAGGUGCCGAUUGUGGGGAACAGACAGUGUAACUGUAACUAUGGAGUGGGCUCAAUCACAAGCAACAUGAUCUGCGCUGGCGUAGGAGGGAAGAGCUCCUGUCAGGGGGAUUCAGGAGGUCCGCUGGUGAGCAAGCAGGGCGGUCGCUGGAUCCAGGAGGGAAUCGUGAGUUUUGCAGUACGCUGUGCCGAGCCUAAUUUCCCAACAGCCUACACCAGAGUGUCCCAGUAUCAGUCCUGGAUCAACAGCCAGAUCACCAGCAACCAGCCAGGCUACUACACCUACACGUCCACUGGGAAGGAUGGCGACCUCAGCGUCACCUGUCCUGGCCUGCCACCAGCCUAACGGUGAUCUGGUGGUGAGCAGAGCAGCUCUUCCAGGCAGCAGUGUUAUUAAUUGGAAACAACCAACAACACACCUUCCUGGCUCAGUGAGAGGUAAUGUUCUUAAUUUCAGCCUCCACCAGCAACAACAGCAUCAACACAGCUGCCGGCAAUAUACCAACUACCAGCGGGUGCGCUCCUGUUCACUCCCCCUUCUUCUUCUUCCAAUUCCUCAUCUCUGGAUGGAAACUGCUUUCUUUCAAAAAUGAAGGGUGUAAAAUUAAUAAAUGAAUAAUAAUGAAUUGUUUAAGCAGCACUGAACAAAUGUAGGUAUAUGUAGCCUGGCAUACCAGCGUGUCAUGGUUUUUGAAGGAUCUAGUUGUUACGCAAAGACAAAAUGAUGAUUUGUCAUUUACUCAAAACUUCCCCCUCGAGUAACUCAAAACAGGAUGUUUAUUGAUUACACUGUAGAUAGGAUUAAACUAAUGCUGUCAUGUAAUUUCCUACAGUCAUUUAUAAAUGGAUUGAAAAUAACUUAAAGGAGCAUACUUUAGAGGUCAGAGGAACACAUGUCCAUCAUCUACCUAUUGGAGCUAGUGUACCUUAAUGUACAAUUAUAUCUAAAUUAUAUCUAUAACAUGCAAUAUUUGCUCUAAAAAUUGUUAAACUAAACUUUACAUUGAUAAUAAUUUGGUUUGAAAGAUAAAUGUCAAUUUUUAGUCUAGUCAAGCUUUGCCGUGGCAAACAACUGUCCUGUAGAUGUGAAAGUGCUGAAUAAUUAACCCCUUUGAUUUUAUUUCAUAAUAAUCUGCUCUUUAAUUUAUGGAAAUUCUUUGUGUCGGCUUUGAGCACAUGUAUGAACUCAACUAAUGCAGUGUAAUCCAAAUGUCCUGCAGUAAAUCCUUGUUCAUGAUGGUUAUAAUCUGUUUGUGUUGAAACUGUUUUAGGGGCGUGUUGAUUCAACUCUAUGGUCAUUUUGGAGGCUGCGGUUAGUGUUUUUGCAGCCACACACGUGUAUCAAAAUAAAAACAUUUAACAA